Linum trigynum is the source of this 276-nucleotide messenger RNA. Lineage: Eukaryota; Viridiplantae; Streptophyta; Magnoliopsida; Malpighiales; Linaceae. The record is from the annotation of a GenBank genome assembly.
AUGCACCCCAAAUCGAUCCAGGUUCUUCUCAGAACCCCAAAUUCCCGCCGCCUCCAAACCCUAACAUUCGAUCCAUCGCAGCCCCAAACCCUCCGCUCCCUAAAGCUCUCCUUGAUCCCCAACCAUGGAAACCCCGACGCUUUCUAUUACCGCCAACGGGAGCUCCUCUGCGCCUGCCUAAUCGCUUCUUCCAUUCCUUCCGCAGAUCGUAUCUGUAAAAGGGUAAGCAACCUCCUUCCUUCCCCUCCCUUUCACCUUUCCCCCCUCUCUCUGUAA